Trichosurus vulpecula (common brushtail) is the source of this 945-nucleotide messenger RNA. RefSeq names its product SAP30-binding protein-like. Gene Ontology annotation, biological process: regulation of DNA-templated transcription. Lineage: Eukaryota; Metazoa; Chordata; Mammalia; Diprotodontia; Phalangeridae. The record is from RefSeq and is a predicted model, not a curated record. The coding region runs from base 1 to 945 and encodes 314 amino acids. The transcript has a single exon. Gene Ontology annotation, cellular component: nucleus.
AUGGCUGGUCAGAAGAAUGUUCUGUUGUCUUUAGCGGUUUACGCGGAGGAUUCGGAGCCUGAAUCUGACAGCGAGUUUGGAGUGGAAGCGGCUGGGAGAGCAACACCUGUGGAGGAAAAGGGUCACUUAGUGUCUGAAGCCUAUGGAGAUGAUGAUUUUUCUCGAAUUGAGGGAGAUCCAGAAGGCUAUGAAGAAGGGGAUGAGGAAAACAGCAGACGGACCGAAGAUGAAGAUUCAGAGACUGAAAAACCCGAGGCUGAUGACCGAAAGGAGCUUUCAGAACUGGAACAGAGAGACCCUCAGGAGCUGGUUGCCUCCUCCUGGGAGAGAGUCAGGAACAUGUCCCCAGAUGAGAUUAAAAUCCCCCCAGAGCCACCUGGCAAAUGCUCAAAUCACCUCCAGGAGAAGAUACAGAAAUUAUAUGAGCGGAAGAUAAAAGAAGGGACGGAUAUGAACUACAUUAUCCAGAGGAAGAAGGAAUUUCGGAAUCCCAGCAUCUAUGAGAAGCUUAUCCAGUACUGUUCGAUUGAUGAACUUGGCACCAAUUAUCCCAAGGAUAUGUUUGACCCCCACGGAUGGUCUGAGGACUGCUACUACGAGGCACUAGCUAAAGCACAGAAGUUUGAAAUGGACAAAUUGGAAAAAGCCAAAAAGGAGAGAACAAAAAUUGAAUUUGUGACAGGCACCAAGAAGGGCACCUCGACCAAUGUGGCAGCCACCACGACCCCUGCAGUCAGCACCACAGCCAACACGGGGGCUAUGGAUUCUCAGAAGAAAAAGAGUAAGUGGGAUUCUGCUAUCCCAGUGACUACAAUGGCCCAGCCUACCAUCCUUACCACAGCAACUCCCUUGCCAGCCGUUGUCACAGUGACAACAAGUGCUAGUGGCUCCAAGACCACGGUCAUCUCAGCUGUAGGCACCAUUGUGAAGAAAGCCAAGCAGUGA